Diospyros lotus (date-plum) is the source of this 4035-nucleotide messenger RNA. RefSeq names its product protein BTR1. Gene Ontology annotation, molecular function: mRNA binding. Gene Ontology annotation, biological process: regulation of gene expression. Bases 1604 to 2497 code for a protein of 297 amino acids. Lineage: Eukaryota; Viridiplantae; Streptophyta; Magnoliopsida; Ericales; Ebenaceae. Gene Ontology annotation, cellular component: cytosol; cytoplasm. The transcript is spliced from 3 exons. The record is from RefSeq and is a predicted model, not a curated record.
AUCUAAUCCUUGCUAGAUUGUUAAGUGAGUUUUUUGUUGAAGAUGGUGAAGAGGUUGAGCCCAGAUCAAAACUUAGAUUAAUUGUACCAAAUAGCUCUUGUGGUGGAAUAAUUGGGAAGGGUGGCUCCACAAUAAAGAUCCGUCCACAGGGAAGAUGAUUUGCAGUGCUGAGGAGAAGGAUUGACUCUAUUGGGUAUUGGACAACAAGGCUUUUCUUAGUCAGUUGACUCAUAGUUUUUCUUUUUCAGUUAGUUUGAAUUCAGAAAUUUUGUUAUGGCAUAAACGUCUUGAUCAUCCUAGUUUUCAGUAUUUGAAACAUUUGUUCCUUGAUUUAUUCAUCAAUAAAGCUAAUUUAGAGCUCAGGUGUGACCAUUGCAUUCUUGCCAAACAAACUGACGGGUCCUAUUCUCAAAAAGCAUAUAAUCCUUCCAAACCAUUUCAUUUGAUCCAUAGUGAUAUAUGGGGUCCAGCUAGGGUUUCAAACUUGAAUGGUACCAGAUGGUUUGUGAUAUUCAUUGAUGAUCACACAAGGGUAUGUUGGGUGUAUCUAAUGAAAGAAAAAUCUGAGGUAUGUGCGAUCUUUCAGAAUUUCCAUAAGCUUGUUCUAAACGUAUUUCAGUUUUCUAUUUGCAUCCUUAGGAUUAAUGGCUAAGAAUAUUUCUCUUAUCCAUUUACCCAAUACCUCACUAUGAAUGGAAUAUUUCAUCAAAGCACAUGCCUCUACACUCCCCAACAAAAUGGGGUAGCUGAGAGAAAAAACCGUCAUUUACUUGAAGUGGCUAGAUCCUUGAUGUUCACAAGUUCCGCUCCUAAUAGGUAUUGGGGGGAGGCAAUUCUAACAGCUGCUUACUUGAUUAAUAGGAUCCCAACCAAAGUUCUAAAAUACCAAACACCCUUGAACAACUUGAUGACUACCUUUCCUUAUGUUCGGAUUCUCAAUACUCUUACCCCAAAGGUGUUUGGAUGUGUGGUCUAUAUCUAUCAAACCAGCCCAAAUCGUCACAAACUAGAACCAAAGUCAUUCAAGUGUAUUUUCAUUGGUUACUCUCCUACUCAAAAAGGAUAUAAAUGUUAUUGUCCUACAUCACAAAAAUUCUUUGUUUCUUGUGAUGUAAUAUUUGAUGAAACAGUCUUUUAUCACACUGGUACUGCAUCACCAGUGGAAGAAAGCCAUUGGGAUCCCACAAUUUCAAUACCUAUCAUACUGCCUAUAUCUCCCACUACUACUUAUGAUAAUCCUGCAGUUGUUUGUUCACAGCCUGCAAUGAGUGAACCCAGAAAUAUUCAACCAUCAGCUGCUACAAGCCUAAUAUCUGCUCACAGCCCAGAUGAACUAGGGGAGACUGACCUAAGGGAAGAAUUGAGUUCGGAAAAACAACUUAAAGUGUACUCAAGAAAGCCAAAAAAUCCUGCUCCUCAAAUCAGCCAGUUGUUGGAACCUGAGAUUGGUUCAAAAAAUGAGGAAAAAAGUACCGCAACUAGCGGUGAUCUGGAUCUACCUAUUGCAGUCAUAAAAGGAGUAAGAUCUUGUGUGAAAUAUCCCAUAUCAAAUUAUCUAAAUUACUCUAAAUUAUCCCCAUAGUUUAGGGCAUUCACUGUAACUAUGGAUGAAGCUUCUAUUCCCAGCAAUAUACAUGAAGCUUUGGGUGAUACAAACUGGAAGAAUGCUGUGAUGGAAGAAAUGAAGGCUUUGGAUAGCAACAAUACAUGGGAACUGGUAGACAGAUUGAAGAAUAAAAAGAUUGUAGGCUACAAAUGGGUAUUUACUGUCAAAUAUAAAUCAGAUGGGAGUAUAGAUCGUUAUAAAGCCAGGUUGGUAGCCCAAGGGUACUCUCAAACCUAUGGAAUAGAUUAUGAAGAGACGUUUGCUCCGGUUGCAAAGUUAAAUUCCAUUAGAAUAUUUCUAUCCAUUGUUGUUAAUUUAGAUUGGGAGUUAUUUCAGUUCGACAUUAUGAAUGCUUUUCUAAAUGGAGAGCUGGAAGAAGAGGUAUAUAUGAAGAUUCCACCUGGAUUUGAAAACGAAGAAAGAAUUGGGAAGGUAUGCAAACUACACAAAUCUCUCUACGGUUUGAAACAAUCCCCUAGAGCAUGGUUCAAAAGGUUUAGCUCAACCUUAACCAAAUUUGGUUACAAGCAAGGUGAGACCGGCCAUACUCUGUUUAUUAAACACUCAAAUGGGAAAAGGUGCAUAUUGAUUGUGUACGUUGAUGAUAUAAUUGUUACAGGGGAUGAUACUAAUGAAAUUGCAACUCUAAAACAAAGAUUGAAAGAAGAGUUUGUGGUAAAAGAUUUGGGAAAUAUGAAGUAUUUUUUGGGAAUGGAAGUAGCAAGAAGUAAAGAAGGUAUUGUAAUAUCUCAACGAAAAUAUACUCUUGAUCUUCAAAAAGAUACAGGAAUGUUUGCAUGUAAACCAAGACAAAUUCCACUUGAGAGGAAUUGGAAAUAUAUGAAGAAGGAUGAUGAUCCACCAGUAGACAAAGAAAUGUAUCAAAGGUGAAUUGAGAGAUUGAUUUAUCUGUCUUUAACACGCCCAGAUAUAGCCUAUUCAGUAAGCAUCAUAAGUCAAUUAUGCAUGCCCCAACUCAACAACAUUUGAAAGCUAUAUACCACAUUCUGGGAUACCUAAAGGGCACACUAGGUAAGGGACUGUUGUUUAGAAAGAUUGAUGAAAGAGGGGCAGGAGGAUUUUCUGAUAUAGAUUGGGCAGGAUUAGUGGCUGAUAGUCGAUCUACAUCAGGUUUUUGUACAAAGCUAUGGGAUAACUUAGUCACGUGGAGAAGCAAGAAACAGUCCGUUGUAGCAAGAAGCAGUGCUGAAGCGGAAUUUAGGGCGAUUGCCCAAGGAGUUUGCGAAUUAAUUUGGGUGGCCAGAUUGAUGGAAAAUCUACAAAUGCCAUUAACCAAACCAACACGGCUCUUCAGUGAUAGCAAGUCAGCUAUAAGCAUCGUUAACAACCUUGUACAACAUGAUAGGAUGAAACAUGUCAGAAUUGAUCGACACUUCAUCCAAAGAGAAAUAGAAGAUGGGGGAAUAAAACUUACCUAUAUUCCCACAGUAGACCAAGAGGCAGAUAUAUUAACUAAAUCCAUGGCUAGACCAGGUUUUGAAACUCUCAUCAACAAGUUAAGAAUGAGAGAUAUCUAUUCCUUAGCUUGAGGGGGGGUGUUGGAGAGAGAGUCCUAGUUUAUGAAGAAGUCAUGGAAGCAGAUAAGAAGCUGAUGUACAGUAGAUAAGCCUCCAGCAGAACAAAGAAAGGAGAUAAAGAUGCAGCUAAGAUAAGUUCCUAAAAUCCAGGAAAAAUAAUAGGAGUAGAUAGAAGUUUUCUUAUCUUUUUUUCUGUUGUAUACUAGCUCCUAAAUUCUAGGAUUAGAUUACAUAGAAACUUGUAUAAGUAUGUUUCCUAUCUAUUGAAUCAAUUGAAGCGAGUUCAUUGAUAAAAAACUUGGCUUAAAUUCGGGGUUCCCUACUCUAGGGACUGAAUCUGUUCAAAAACCCUUUAUGAGAAGUGGAUAGGGCAUAAACCUAGUCUAGAACACUUGAGGGUAUUUGGGUGUAUUGCAUAUGCCCAUGUGAAACAAGGAAAGUUGGAACCUCGAGCAAAGAAAUGUAUUUUCAUUGGAUACCCAGCUAGGGUAAAGGGGUAUAAGCUAUGGAGUUUGGAACCUGAAAGCCAAAAGAUCCUCAUUACCCAAGAUGUCAUUUUUUAAUGAAAAUUCCAUAGCUAAAGGUUUGUAGGAAAAGGACAAUGAGGAGCAAUCUUCUAUAAUAGAAAUGGUAGAUAUUGAGUGGCAGGACGAAAUUCCCAGCACAAAUACUAACAACCCUCAAAGUUAUGAUUUGGAUCAUCAAGAGGACAUUGAGCAGUUAGUGGCAGACCAGGAAUUUGACCCUCAAGAAGAGAGCAGGGAUGAAUUAGAUGCUGAGAGUGAACCUAACUUGCAAAGGUAUAAUGUUGCAAGAGAUAGGCAGAAACGCAAAGUAGACCUCCUAAACGUUAUGGUUACUUAGAUCUUGUAUCCUAUGCACUUACAAGUG